GUCAAAUGAAAAUGUAAUUUAAAAAAAAAGCUUAUCGUAAUUGAUUCUUAUAUGAAUAUUUGGAACUUUUCGUUAAAAGAAUAACGUUUUCCUCGUCUUAAUCUAGUGCGUCAAACAGUACGUGAUACGUAUGUAGUUUUAUCAUUUAUAUAAAUUUACGUUACGACACAAAAAAUGGAAACAUCUUUACGUUCUUUACGUUUACUUAACCGGCUUUUUCGGAAACCACUUGGAAUUCCAUUCUACAGAAGUAUUUCCAAUACAGCUGUACAGGAGGACGCUAGUUCGGAACUAGUGAAUACUUUUAACAGAGACAUUGAAGCAGGGGGUGUAGUACCAGUAUUCAGAAGGGCUUUACUCUUUCCAUCUCGAGUGGCACUACAGGAUGAUGUCGGAACUUACACAUAUGCAAGAUUGUAUCAAGCGGCAACUUCGCUCAGCAAAGAUAUUGCAGCUGAAUUAUUGGGUGAUACAGAGCGUACAAUAUCUUAUAUGUGUCGUAAUGAUGCAUCUCAUGUUGUCGUACAAUGGGCAAUAUGGAUGACUGGCAAUAUAGCGGUCCCGUUAACAGCAUUGCAUCCACCGGAUAUGAUCAAAUACUUCAUUAUUGACAGCGGUUCCAGCUUAGUCAUAUGCUCUGAAGAGUAUGAGAACAUUAUCCAUCCAGUCACUAAAGAGUUAUCCAAGCCGCUACUCAUCACGACAAUGGAGAAGCAGGAGAAGGAUCUUGAAGAAAAGGCUGAUUUGUUGAGUGACGUUGGCCAUUCCAACAAGUGGUAUGGUGGUACAGAUGCUAUGCUGAUUUAUACUAGUGGCACCACGAGCAAGCCGAAGGGCGUGGUGUGGACGCACGGCAUGCUGAGCGCGCAGAUCGCGGCGCUGCACGCGGCGUGGCGCUACUCGGCGCACGACGUCGUGCUGCACGCGCUGCCGCUGCACCACAUACACGGACAGCUCAACUCGCUCAACGCCACUCUGGCCGCCGGAGCCAGGGUGCGCAUGCUGGCGUCGUUCGCGGCGCACGCGGUGUGGGCGCGCCUGCUGGGCGGCGACCGCGACGAGCGCGUGUCCGUGCUGCACGCCGUGCCCGCCAUGUACGCGCGCCUGCUGGCCGAGUACGACACCAUGUUCCGGGACCCCAAGACGGCGGACUACGUGCGCACCACGCUCUCCUCGCGGAUGAGGCUCAUGUGCGCCGGCUCCGCUCCCCUCCCGGAGACCUUGUUCAAGAGGUGGGAAGAGAUAUCGGGAAUAAGGCUGCUCGAACGCUACGGCAUGUCGGAAGUGGGCAUGGCUCUCAGCAACCCGUACCGGCCGGUGGAGGCGCGCACAGUGUCGUGUGUAGGGCUCCCGCUGCCUGGCCUCGCAGCUCGGAUUGCUAAAGUCGGAACCCUGAAACCCCUUAUCACAGUGGAGACCGAAGCCCCGGAUAUGCAGAUUUCACUUGAAAAGUUAGGCUUGACCUCCACGAAGGAUCCAGAGGAAGGUAGUCAGCAGGAUUCGAAAGAAACGGAACACGAGCCGAGUAAUGAUAAGUCGUACGAAGGGGAGCUACUGCUUAAAGGACCUGCUGUAUUUACGAGGUACUGGAACCGAGCUCCGAACCUAGACUCACCAGACUUCACACCGGACGGCUGGUUCCGCACCGGCGACACGGCCUCCUACAGCGACGGGAAGUUCCAGAUCCUCGGCCGGACCUCCGUCGACAUCAUCAAGACUGGCGGUUACAAGGUCAGCGCUCUCCAAGUGGAGUCAGCUCUGCUGGAACAUCCCAGCGUACAAGAUGCAGCAGUACUGGGUAUCGAGGACGAUAGCUAUGGCGAAAUAGUAGCUUCUGUCAUCGUUUUGAAGGAGAACACCAAGUUGACGCUCCGUGAGCUGAAGGACGAAGCCGGGAAGAAGUUGGCUCCGUAUCAGCUGCCGAAGACGAUGCUGAUCGUGGACGUCAUGCCGAGGAAUGCGAUGGGGAAGUUGAAUAAGAAGUUUAUUAAGAAACAGUUCGGUGAUAAAUUGGUUCUUAAGAAAGCUUAGCUCGCAAGGAUAAUUUUACACGUUGAAACUGAUCCAAAGAAUUGUGGCAAUACUUUGUCGCCAUUAUUUAUGUAAUAAAUAUAAAAU
This is a messenger RNA of Vanessa tameamea, 2118 nucleotides long. It is a transcript of the gene Acsf3, whose product is annotated as malonate--CoA ligase ACSF3, mitochondrial. The record is from RefSeq and is a predicted model, not a curated record. NCBI's taxonomy places the organism in Eukaryota, Metazoa, Arthropoda, Insecta, Lepidoptera, Nymphalidae. The transcript has 9 exons. Gene Ontology annotation, molecular function: medium-chain fatty acid-CoA ligase activity. Gene Ontology annotation, biological process: fatty acid metabolic process. The coding region runs from base 175 to 2031 and encodes 618 amino acids.